CCCACGAACCUGCCGGCAUUUCGGUUGUCUUUAGUCACGCCUUUUUCUCCUCGUUUUAUUUUUUUUGCCCAUUUUUCUCUCUCUUGAGUUUCUCUCUCUCUCUCCCUCGGAAAACUUUUUGGUGGGCUGUUCUUGUUCGUCGGAUUUUUUGAGGUAGUUUGUUGUUGUCGUGUAUUUUUGGGGCUAAUUUUGUUGUGGUUUUUGGGAUUUAUUUGAUUGAUUGAGUUGGAAUUUGCAGUUAUCUUUAGGGAUUUUGAAAUUUUAUGGAGUGCAUUGAGGCUAGGGCUUUGAAAUCCAGCUUUCUGUUGAAGGCGGAUUCCCAGGCGUUGUACAACGAUGACGUUUGGUGUCUCGCCGGAAUUAAUGGCGCCGCCGCGGCCACGACGGAGGAUUUUCCUGUUGACGAUCUCCUUAACCUCGAUUUGCCGGAAAUGGAGUUUCAGGAGUCUGGUUUUUUGCAGAAGCUUGACGGUUCUGAUAACGGAAGUUUGAGGUUGCCUUCGUCGUCAUCUUCUUCUUCCUCGUCGUCGCUUUCCGGCGCCGACGACGUCAACGGUUUCUCCGCCGGUGAAUUCGACGUUCCGGUUGAGGAUUUGGAGAAUUUGGAAUGGUUGUCUCAAUUCGUCGACGAUUCUUCGUCGGAGCUCUCGUUGUUGUUCCCCGCCGGGAAUUUCUCUGCUGAAACUCCGGCAACUGCGGCGAACCGGAUCGAACCGGUCUUGGAAAUCGAAGCUCCAGUAUUUCCUUUCGCCUUCCCGAGGAGGUCCAGGACCGGGCGCACCCGGCCCAACAGUCGGCUAUGGUCCUUGUUGUCUCCGCUGUUGAGCGCCGCCGACUCGUCCUCGACGACGUCGUCUUCCUCAACUUUAUCUCCGUUCACAUUCCUGAACCCGGCCGGAGACCGGUUCGAGAAGCGACCGGUUAAGAGGCAGAAGAGAAGCACGGAGGCGGAAACCGGUCGGAGAUGCACGCAUUGCCAAGUCCAGAAGACGCCCCAGUGGCGAACCGGACCGCUCGGUCCGAAGACCCUCUGCAACGCCUGUGGAGUCCGGUUCAAGUCCGGUCGGCUUUUCCCUGAAUACAGACCGGCCUGUAGCCCGACUUUCUCUCUGGAAGUGCAUUCUAAUAGCCACCGGAAAGUUCUGGAGAUGCGGCGGAGGAAGGAAGUCACAGUGCCGGAGGCGGCGGCGGCGGCGGCGGCGGAGUUUAUCCCGGUGGCGGUUCGAAGCCAAAGUGUUUGAUGUUAUAGGGUAGUGAUGAUUUGGACCGGUUUCUUCGAACCGGGUUCGAGUUUAGGUUAGGCGGGUCACAUAUAACAUAAGUAUUUAAUUAGGGAGGGAGUUACGAAUAGUGGUUUUGAAUUAGCUGUGAUAAUUCAUUUAUUUGCAGUUAUUUUUUUCCUAAUAUUAGCAAAUUCCAAAUA
Molecule: messenger RNA, 1423 nt
Organism: Andrographis paniculata
Lineage: Eukaryota; Viridiplantae; Streptophyta; Magnoliopsida; Lamiales; Acanthaceae
Product: GATA transcription factor 7-like
Exons: 2
Coding region: 264-1241 (325 amino acids)
Biological process (GO): positive regulation of DNA-templated transcription
Cellular component (GO): nucleus
Molecular function (GO): sequence-specific DNA binding; zinc ion binding
Source: RefSeq, a predicted model, not a curated record